UCGAGGAACUCAAAGACCUCACAUUCUUUCAGAACAUUCAGGAACUGAGCGACUAUAAUUGACUUUGAUCCGGAGAAGGUAUUUACAACAUGGCUUCUGAAUCUCGGCUAUAUGCGUUCUCUCCGGAGACGAAGGAGAAAUUGCGCAAGUUUCGUCUAGGAACUUCUAGAGCAAAGGAAGCUCAAGCUAUAAUAUACAUCAUCGACCAAAAGAGCCAAGAGAUUCGUCCUGAAGAUGGCGAAGUAUACACAAAGAUGGAAGACGUGGCCGAUGAGCUCCCUGACUCAUCGCCCCGUUUCAUCCUCCUGAGUUAUCCUUUGACUCUGAAAUCCGGUCGCCCUUCGGUUCCUUACGUCCUUCUCUACUGGCUCCCAGAGAACUGCAACCCUAAUUCGCGAAUGAUGUACGCUGGCGCCGUCGAAUUGAUGCGCAACACCGCCCAAGUCAAUCGUGUAAUUGAAGUUGAGGAAGAGGAUGACAUUAUCUCCAUUGAAUCGAAAUUGCAGAGUGAGGACUGAGCUCGAGGCUCAUCUUUGGAUAGACGGUUUUCUUUGGCAAACUACUUCAUGACAUUGGCGCUUCUAUCUACGGUCGGCGUUACACACUUGACAUUGUUUCCUUUCUGAUAUAUUCGCGACGGAUGACGGCGAUGCUUGGUUUAGUAAAGCGAUACCUUUAUUUUCACCGAAACCCGGACUACUUCUAUGAGGAUGAGAAUCUACCCCCAGAUAAUGGACUAUGGUAUCCUU
Aspergillus pseudonomiae is the source of this 749-nucleotide messenger RNA. RefSeq names its product GMF family protein. The coding region runs from base 90 to 518 and encodes 142 amino acids. Gene Ontology annotation, biological process: negative regulation of Arp2/3 complex-mediated actin nucleation; actin filament debranching. Gene Ontology annotation, molecular function: Arp2/3 complex binding; actin binding. The transcript is spliced from 4 exons. The record is from RefSeq and is a predicted model, not a curated record. Lineage: Eukaryota; Fungi; Ascomycota; Eurotiomycetes; Eurotiales; Aspergillaceae. Gene Ontology annotation, cellular component: actin cortical patch.